GGAAAUGCAUGUACGGCUUUACCAGAUUCUAGUUGAAAAGCUUGUAAGAGCAACAUGAGCUGGAGCUUUCUCACUCGUCUCCUGGAAGAGAUCCACAACCACUCCACCUUCGUGGGGAAAGUGUGGCUGACUGUGCUCAUCAUCUUCCGCAUUGUGCUCACAGCAGUUGGAGGUGAGUCCAUCUACUCGGACGAGCAGACCAAGUUCACCUGCAACACCAAGCAGCCCGGUUGUGACAACGUAUGCUACGAUGCCUUUGCUCCCCUCUCGCACGUCCGUUUCUGGGUCUUCCAGAUCAUCAUGAUCUCCACUCCCUCCAUCAUGUACAUGGGUUAUGCUAUUCACAAGAUAGCCCGAGCUUCGGAGGUGGAGCGCAGGAAACAACAGAGGUUCCGCAAGAAGCCACCUCCUCAUUCCAGGUGGAGAGAGAGCCACCAUCUGGAGGAGGUCUUGGAGGAAGAUGAAGAUGACGAUGCAGAGCCCAUGAUCUAUGAGGAUACACUGGAGGCGCAGGAGGUCAAGCCUGAGCAAGGAAGCAGCAUCAGCAAAGACCCGCCAAAACAUGACGGCCGCAAAAGAAUUAUGCAAGAAGGACUGAUGAGAAUCUAUGUUCUUCAGCUCAUGUCACGAGCAAUUUUUGAAAUUGCUUUCCUUGCAGGACAGUAUCUGCUCUAUGGCUUUCGAGUUAAUCCUUCAUAUGUAUGCAGCAGGCUUCCCUGUCCACACAGCGUGGACUGUUUCAUCUCUAGGCCCACAGAGAAAACAAUCUUCCUCCUCAUAAUGUAUGUGGUAAGCUGUCUUUGUCUGGUGCUAAAUGUGUGCGAGAUGCUCCACUUGGGAAUUGGCACUUUUCGGGAUACGCUUCGCAUGAAGAGGAGCCGGGGCCGGCGGACAUCCUACGGCUACCCGUUCUCUCGCAACAUCCCGGCCUCCCCUCCGGGGUACAACCUAGUGAUGAAGACAGACAAACCGAGCAGGAUCCCCAACAGCCUCAUCACCCACGAGCAGAACAUGGCUAAUGUGGCCCAGGAGCAGCAGUGCACCAGCCCGGAUGAGAACAUCCCCUCUGAUCUGGCGAGCCUGCACCGUCACCUACGGGUUGCCCAGGAGCAGCUCGAUAUGGCCUUUCAAACAUAUCAGACCAAGAACAACCAGCAGACCUCCAGAACCAGUAGUCCUGUAUCUGGGGGCACUAUGGCCGAGCAAAACCGAGUCAAUACAGUCCAAGAGAAACAAGGAGCCAGGCCAAAAUCAGCCACAGAGAAGGCUGCAACCAUUGUAAAAAAUGGAAAGACCUCAGUCUGGAUCUAGAGAUAAAUCUAAUUUCGUACAUUAACAGUAAAAACAUUUAAGACUCCAGGACUGCACUGUGAAACAGCUGGAGGAUGCGUGUGCGAGUAUGAGAUGCGACUCUGGACAAUAACAACUGAGAAUUUCAAUCACACUGACUGAAGGAGUACAGUUAAGAGUAGGCUUAGUUUUUGGGAAUAAAAAACAAACCACCCAUGAAGAAAUUAUCAAAUCCAGUAUCAUGAAUCUCCUUUGUUACUGUAGUGUGUAAUUUUGUGCUUGCCAUAGCUUUCAGACACGGUUAACAUUUGCUUACUUAGUUAAACAUCUCUAAUUCCAGCUGAAACGUCAAAUAUGUAAACAGAGUGCUUUGAGCUGUUUAUCUGAUCUACCCUUGACUGCUGCUGAACUGGAUUAAUUUGAAGAAAUUUAAAUUUGAAAGUGUGGGAUUGUACCCUACGGCCAAAUUUGAAAAUGCAGUAUAAAGCACUGUACAAAUGCACAAUGAGUCAUUUCUGAAGAAUGGUGAUUGUUGGAAAGAUGCAUGUUUAUUAUUUGGGGAAGUAUUUUUGGAUGUAGUAUGGAUGGGUGUCGCUGGAUUAAAGGUGAAGUAUUUUGAUGAAGGUGAUGAAACAGGGCUGUGUCACUUGUAGGCUUUUCUGGUAAACAUCUGCUUGGUGGGAAGGUCUUCAGUCAUUGCGUGCAAAGCCUUUAUCUAUGUUUUCCAAAGCCUUGCAGUGUCACAUCACAUGAAGGGGAAGAGGUAAGUGAAUAGAAAAUCUGAUUAUUGUCUAAAGUAAAUACUGAUUUUCUGCAAUCUGAAGCAGAUGAUGCAUGCUUUUCAACUGGGAACAUACAGUAUAGACUUACGCUACAGUAGAAUUCCCAUCCUUUGCUAUUCAAUUAGCUUACAUUUAUGUUAUGUUUAGGCAUGUUGUCGAGCAUUUUAGUUUCUCUGUCACUGAAGCAGUAUGUUUCUAAAACUGGUUUCAGAUUAAUAUGUAAUCCUGCCUUCACUGUUGUCAUACUUCGAAGUGCCUCAGACUUUUAAAGACU
Messenger RNA from Seriola dumerili (greater amberjack), 2346 nucleotides. It is a transcript of the gene gjc2, whose product is annotated as gap junction gamma-1 protein-like. NCBI's taxonomy places the organism in Eukaryota, Metazoa, Chordata, Actinopteri, Carangiformes, Carangidae. The transcript is spliced from 2 exons. Bases 55 to 1311 code for a protein of 418 amino acids. Gene Ontology annotation, biological process: cell communication. Gene Ontology annotation, cellular component: connexin complex. The record is from RefSeq and is a predicted model, not a curated record.